Molecule: messenger RNA, 2303 nt
Organism: Pygocentrus nattereri (red-bellied piranha)
Lineage: Eukaryota; Metazoa; Chordata; Actinopteri; Characiformes; Serrasalmidae
Product: bcl-2-like protein 15
Exons: 4
Coding region: 231-692 (153 amino acids)
Biological process (GO): regulation of apoptotic process
Source: RefSeq, a predicted model, not a curated record
AAAUAGCUGAUCUGUAGUUCCACCAGAGACGGUACCAGUCAGUCGAAAACGCGGAAAUUACGUCCCAGGAAAGUCCUUUGAUGACUGUCAGAAUAUAAGACAUGCAUAUUUCUAAAGACAGACCUAACGUUGACGUUAGAGCUCGUUAAGAGACAUUCUCGCUCUCUUUCGGGAGGCUCAGGCGUUUCUCUUCAAGUGGACAGGAGGGCUUACUUAACUACACAUCAGUGAUGGCCCCAGAAGAUUUUAAAUCCCAGACAAUGGCCAUUAUCAGCUGUCUUUUUCAAAAUGAAAGGGAUAUGUUUGAAACCGAUGGUCCUGGUAGCCUUGAAGACGAAAAUGCCGAUGUAAUGAAGAUAGCUGAUAAGCUCAGACAGCUGGGAGAUCUGUACGACGAGACUGUGAUCCAGCCACUCAUGAAAGACGUCCGGGCAGCCUCGAAGCAGCAGGUAGAGACGGCUUUCACUAAUGGUGUUGAGAGCCUGAGUAAGAUGUGGGUGGCAGAGAGAGCAGAGGUGGUUCCUGAGAAGCAUCUCCUGAAGGCCACAAUCACACUUGCUAUUUACAUGAAGAAGAAUUGCCCUGAUGUUACUGGAGUCCAGGAUGCUGUGACCAGCUUCAUCAACAACCGGCUGGCCAGUUGGAUCAUUCAGCAGGGAGGCUGGGAAAAGGCCUCUUUAUCCUGUGACUGAUUGAGCUCUAGGAUUACCUCAACUGUUGAAUUGGAAGAAGGUGCACUUUUCUCAGGAUUUUCAGUUGUGAAUGCAAGAUGAAAUAACCCCAUAAACCAAUGAUAUCCAAAAUGCUGUUUAUUUACGCCACACAAACAGUGAGCCAAUUGAGUGUAUAUCCACUAUGUAUUGUGUGUGUGAUCAAGUUUGUGUUUUAUAGUGUACUUUUAAAGCCCUUGGAAUCAAAACCUUUAUCGAAUCGAUAGCCUUUGGAAUUGUUUCGUCUUUACCUCCCUUUACUACAACCUUAUCUUUGUGACAUCAUUUGAAUUAUAAUGCAACUAAUGAAUCCAUUCAUUAUGAUUUUAGCUUAUCAGGAGAAAAGAAUUAAUUAGUUAAGCAUUGAACAUUUAACAUUAUACACAAUGUUUUAUUUAAAAGGGGAAAAAUAUUAUUUAUCUGUUUGCACAAUGCUCUUUCAAACAAUGUAUGCACUGUAUUUUAUUAAGGGCAUAUUGACUUUUGGUCUGGAUAAUGCUGUUUUAAUCAAUGUCUGUGUGUGUGUGGGGGGUAAUGCAUAAUCACAAAUUAAUAUGGUAUAGAAAUAAGAAAAUAAAGGGGGAUUCCACUGAUUUUUCAAAAUCUCUGCUUAAUAUGUCAGCCAAGGCAUUCAGAGUGGUCUGAUGUGGAAAAACGUUGCAUUCUAGAGAAACUUACUGAGUCAGAAUUGUUUACAGUGGUCAAAUGACAGGUUUUCUUGAUUUAAGUGACAGUAGGUACCCUCUAGGUUCUCUACAGAGAGCGCACAUAUUAAUGCAAAAUUAAAAUAGAAAAUGUGCAAGUUCUGUGUUUUCCAAUACGUUAAAAAAAAAAACAUUGUACCUUACAAUUGGCAGGAAAAUUCCACAUUAAAAAGUUCUUUAAAAUAUCCAUCCAUAUAUUACAUAUAUUUUAUAUAUUUAAAUCUACAACACAUGUAGCAUGCUUGUUUGAGUGGAGGUAUUCAAACAUUUGCAUAUGACUGCACAUGCAGGAUGUUCAAAGAAAGUAGUGGCCAAAGAAAUCCUUUUUCCCUUUAGAUAUAAAAUUAUCAUUAUGUAAAAACUCCAUGUUCAGUUGUUUUGGAUAGAACAGAAUUCCAAUCACUACAAUUAUGAGGGAAUCCAAGUUGGCCGAGUUUCGCUACAACACAUCGUAUAAAACACUCUGAAUGGCUUUGUUUACAUCUAAAUAACUGAAUUUUUGAAAAAUCCGUGAAAAAUUCCACUUUUGGUGAUGUACAUAGCAAACAGCAUCGAGACAACUAAGUUGAUAUUGAUGCUGUUUUCAGUAGGUUAUUCAAAGAUUUUAGGACAAGAUUUUUAGGGUGUUGUGGUUUGCUACAUGUACCACUACAAUAGGUAUUUAAAAUUCUGCAAUGCUCAGAGGAUAUUUUAAAGUCACUGCUUUGACAUCCAGAAGGUGCUGUAUUACUCAUGUCACUGUUUUUGUAGAAUGUUAAUUGAACAAAGCUGAAUUAUUUUGUGAAAUGAACCUUAAGAACCAUUCCAAUUCAAGUGAAGGAUAUUUGAUACCUGUUUUUGCACAUUUUUUUGCAAUGAACAAUAAAGACUAAAAAGAGGUUUAAAGGUG